Coregonus clupeaformis (lake whitefish) is the source of this 2756-nucleotide messenger RNA. RefSeq names its product serine/threonine-protein kinase Nek11-like. The record is from RefSeq and is a predicted model, not a curated record. Gene Ontology annotation, biological process: protein phosphorylation. NCBI's taxonomy places the organism in Eukaryota, Metazoa, Chordata, Actinopteri, Salmoniformes, Salmonidae. Gene Ontology annotation, molecular function: ATP binding; protein kinase activity.
UAAGGUGCUGAAGGAGAUCCCUGGGGACCUGUGUCCCAACGAGAUGGUCCAGGCAUCCCAGGAGGCUCAGCUCCUGUCCCAGCUCCACCACCCAGCCAUCAUCACUUUCUACAGCAGCUUUCUGCAUAGAGACUCCUUCUGCAUCAUCACUGAGUACUGUGAGGACAGUGACUUGGACUGUCAGCUGGAGGAAGUGAGAGAAGCAGGGCAAUGCUUGCCUGAGACCCAGGUCACUGAUUGGCUGAUCCAGUUGCUGCUUGGACUCCACUACAUGCAUAACAGGCGGGUCCUCCACAGAGAUCUGAAGGCCAAAAACAUCUUCCUGAAAAGGAACAUAGUUAAAAUUGAUUUUGGGGUGUCCGGUCUGCUGAUGGGGUCAUGUGACCUGGCCACCACCUUCACAGGCACGCCUUACUACAUGAGCCCUGAAGUACUGAACCACCAGGGUUACGACUCCAAGUCUGAUAGAUGGUGGGCUGUGGAGGAAGGUGGAGGUGUGACAGAUGGACUGUCACACGCCUUUGAAGGACACAACUUAUUGUCAGUUGUGAUGAAGAUAGUGGAGGGGGAAACCCCCAGACUGACAGCCAGCUACUCUCUGGAGCUCAACGCACUCAUGCAAAGGAUGCUGGAGAAAACCCCGUUGUCCAGGCUCUCUGCUGCAGAAGCGCUGAAGACAAAAUUCAUUGAGGACAGUAUGCAGAUCUUAAAACACAAGUUCUGCAGUCUGACACUGAGAGACAAGUCAUCGGCAGUAGAAAGAGACGCAGCACAGAUAUUGAAAGCGAUGCAGAGGAAGGUGCACCUGCAGACACUGAGGGAGAAGUCAGAGCUAGACAGAAUGACCCCCAGGGAGAGAAUGAGGCUGAGGAAGCUGCAGGCUGCCGACGACAAGGCCAAGAGGCUUAGGAGACUUGCUGAGGAGAAAUACCAGGAAAACCACAUCCGAAUGCAGUAGCUGAGGAGCCGCCAUUUUGAGAAAGUCAGUUUGGACGUAUUGAAUGAGAGUGCAGGAGAUGCUGUCCACCAGACUGCACCAAUCACAGCCGAGGACUACCGGUCGCUGGGGUGCUCACAACCAAUGGGAAGGCAGCAGCAGGACAGGAUGCGCAUGUCUGAGCCAAUGGGGCGUGGACAGCGACCUGGAGGCCAUGAUGAGACACAUGGAGCAGGUUCUGGAAGGAGAGCUCAGCGGUCAGUGUCCCGUCGGCUGGGUCUGACCGUCUUCCAGAGGGUGUAUGACUACCUGAAGGGAGCCAGGGAGAGGCAGGAGGGUGAGGGGAGCAUCAGACAGGCCCUCAGCAGCCUGGUGGAGAGGCCCAGCGAUGGCUUUGAAGUGGACCAACUACUGUACUACGAGGAGCAGCUCCAGGGAGCCAGAGAGGGAGCUGGGUGAAAGAUAUGUCUGACACUCACCAACCUGCGAUCAUGUUGCCUAUCCAAGCCUUUCAGAAAGAGCACAUCUUGUUGGUCUCCUGGACCAGGGUUGGUGACCUAGUAGGUCAACAGAGAUGACAGACAUUUACUUCAUGAUAGACCAGGGUUGGUGACCUAGUAGGUCAACAGAGAUGACAGACAUUUACUUCAUAAUAGACCAGGGUUGGUGACCUAGUAGGUCAACAGAGAUGACAGACAUUUACUUCAUGAUAGACCAGGGUCGGUGACCUAGUAGGUCAACAGAGAUGACAGACAUUUACUUCGUGAUAAACCAAGGUUGGUGACCUAGUAGGUCAACAGAGAUGAUAGACAUUUACUUCAUGAUAGACCAGGGUUGGUGACCUAGUAGGUCAACAGAGAUGACAGACAUUUACUUCAUGAUAGACCAGGGUUGGUGACCUAGUAGAUCAACAGAGAUGACAGACAUUUACUUCAUAAUAGACCAGGGUCGGUGACCUAGUAGGUCAACAGAGAUGAUAGACAUUUACUUCAUGAUAGACCAGGGUUGGUGACCUAGUAGGUCAACAGAGAUGACAGACAUUUACUUCAUGAUAGACCAGGGUUGGUGACCUAGUAGAUCAACAGAGAUGACAGACAUUUACUUCAUAAUAGACCAGGGUCGGUGACCUAGUAGGUCAACAGAGAUGACAGACAUUUACUUCAUAAUAGACCAGGGUUGGUGACCUAGUAGGUCAACAGAGAUGACAGACAUUUACUUCAUAAUAGACCAGGGUUGGUGACCUAGUAGCUUAACAGAGAUGACAGACAUUUACUUCAUGAUAGACCAGGGUUGGUGACCUAGUAGAUCAACAGAGAUGACAGACAUUUACUUCAUAAUAGACCAGGGUCGGUGACCUAGUAGGUCAACAGAGAUGACAGACAUUUACUUCAUGAUAGACCAGGGUUGGUGACCUAGUAGGUCAACAGAGAUGACAGACAUUUACUUCAUGAUAGACCAGGGUUGGUGACCUAGUAGGUCAACAGAGAUGACAGACAUUUACUUCAUGAUAGACCAGGGUUGGUGACCUAGUAGGUCAACAGAGAUGACAGACAUUUACUUCAUAAUAGACCAGGGUCGGUGACCUAGUAGGUCAACAGAGAUGACAGACAUUUACUUCAUAAUAGUUCUUCUUCUUUUUGUUCUUCCUGUCAUUUCCAUCUAGAAGAACAAGCAAUUAUCUUUCCUUUAACUGAAGAGUGGAUUAUGGGAAGCUGGGUAACUAAUUACAUUGUUAGCUCUCCCAGCACUUUAAAUUAAAUCAAUAUUGAAUAUUAGUGUAUAGAUUUUUGUGUGUGUGUGUACAUUCCAAAUGUGUGUG